CCCCUCUGGCAUGCCUCCCCUUGACCUCUGACAUAUUUGGAUAAGUCGACAUGGCAACACCUGACGUCUGUCAGUCUAAAAACAGCCGGACAGCAGCAGCAGCAGGCCUCAAACUGCUCGUCUGCUCCUACACAACUUCACUUUAUCUAAUCUCUCUCUGGACCCGGUAAAUACCCUCCUCUCUCCCGGUAAAUACCCUCUCUGGACCCGGUAAAUACCCUCCUCUCUCCCGGUAAAUACCCUCCUCUCUCCCGGUAAAUACCCUCUCUGGACCCGGUAAAUACCCUCUCUGGACCCGGUAAAUACCCUCUCUGGACCCGGUAAAUACCCUCCUCUCUCCCGGUAAAUACCUUCUUCUGGACCCGGUAGAAACGCCCAGUGGUCGCCAUGGAGAGCCUGGAGAAACAGCUGAUCUGCCCGAUCUGUCUGGAGAUCUUCACCAAGCCGGUGGUGAUCCUGCCCUGCCAACACAACCUGUGCAGGAAGUGUGCCAAUGACGUGUUCCAGGCCUCCAACCCCUACCUGACGACGAGGAGCGGCUCCACGGUGUCGUCCGGCGGGCGGUUCAGAUGCCCGUCCUGCAGACACGAGGUGGUUCUGGACCGGCACGGGGUCUACGGCCUGCAGAGGAACCUGCUGGUGGAGAACAUCAUCGACAUGUACAACCAAGGCAGCGCCAGCAGGCCGGCCCCGGAGCAGCAGCUGGAGCCCAGGUGUGAGACUCAUGAAGAGGAGAAGAUCAACAUCUACUGCGUGUCCUGCAGCGUGCCCACCUGCUCGCUGUGCAAGGUGUUCGGACCGCACAGAGACUGCAUGGUGGCUCCGCUGGAGGCCGUCUGCACCCAGCAGAAGGCAGAGCUCACGGACUGUAUCUCCUCUCUGGUGGGGACCAAUGAGAGGACUCAGGCCAUCAUCAGUCAGCUGGAGGACACCUGCAGGACCGUCGACGAGAGCGGGCGGCGUCAGAAGUCCCAGGUGUGCGAGGCGUGUGAUCAGCUGUUCGCUCUGCUGGAGGAGAGGAAGGCGAUGCUGACUCUGAGGAUCAGCUGUGAGCAGGAGGAGAAGCUGCUGUACGUCAGGAGCCUCAGCAGGAAGCACAGAGAACACCUGGAGAACACUGCCUCUCUGCUGGAGAGCAGCCUGAGGGCGCUGGACACCAAGGAGAUGGCCCUGUUCCUGCAGACGGCCAAACCUCUGCUGCAGAAGAUGGUGGAGGGCUCGGACACCUCUCACCUGGAUCAGUUAUUAAAUGUGUGUGUGUGCAGGAUGGUGGAGGGCUCGGACACCUCUCACCUGGACCAGGUGACGCCCGGCUACGAGAACAUGGAUCACCUGACAGGAAGCUUUGAGCCUCAGAGACGAGCGCUGAUGGGCAUCGACUUCAUCAAACUUGAUGAAGAUGAUGAUGAUGAAGAAGAAGAAGUGGCAGAGGAGGUCAGAAGGACAGCCUCAACCAAUCAGAAGCCUCCUCUGAUGACCUCAGCCAAUCAGCUGCCUCCUCUGAUGACUUCAGCCAAUCAGAAGCCUCCUCUGAUGAACUCAGCCAAUCAGCUGCCUCCUCUGAUGACCUCAGCCAAUCAGCUGCCUCCUCUGAUGACUUCAGCCAACCAGAAGGCUCCUCUGAUGACUUCAGCCAAUCAGCUGCCUCCUCUGAUGACUUCAGCCAAUCAAAGGCCUCCUCUGAUGACCUCAGCCAAUCAGCUGCCUCCUCUGAUGACCUCAGCCAAUCAGCUGCCUCCUCUGAUGACCUCAGCCAAUCAGCUUCCUUCUCUGUCUCCUGCUCAGUCUUCAGGUGUUCAGCUAUUAGCCACGCCCCCUCAGAGACCUUCAGAGGCCACCAUGACAUCAUCGACGAACGGCCCUGCCCCCUCCUCGUCCACACAGGCCCCGCCUACCACUAGCCCCGCCUCCCAGGAGGAGUCAGAGGACGGACAGAAACACAUCUUCUCGUUCAGUUGGCUCAACCAGAAGUGAAACUAUAUGUAAUAAUAAUGUUGUUACGUUUCCCUGAAGCUCGCUCUGUUUUUAUGAGUUAUAUUUUCCAUCAGUUGUUAAAGUUCAGUUGUUCUGAAACUAAAGAGAUUGUAGAAAAUGAAAUAUGAAACUUUGUUUGUUUCUAUAGUGAAAAUGUUUUAUUGGCGGUGGAGGCGUGUGGCGCAGUGGGCUAGUGCGUUGGUGUUGGGAUCAGGGGAGCACAGGUUCAAACCCCACUGCAGUCAGCAUGUCGUUGUGUCCCUGAGACACUGAAGUGCUCCUGAGGGGAUUGUCCUCAGUGUUGAGGCGCUUUGGAUAAAAGCGUCUAACAAGUGACAUGUGAUGUGAUGUCAUGUUAUUGCCAUUAAAAACCAGCUGUUUCUCACUU
Trematomus bernacchii (emerald rockcod) is the source of this 2362-nucleotide messenger RNA. Its product is annotated as E3 ubiquitin-protein ligase TRIM63-like. The transcript has 9 exons. Gene Ontology annotation, molecular function: zinc ion binding. Bases 388 to 1974 code for a protein of 528 amino acids. The record is from RefSeq and is a predicted model, not a curated record. NCBI's taxonomy places the organism in Eukaryota, Metazoa, Chordata, Actinopteri, Perciformes, Nototheniidae.